CGCCAGGGCCCAGAGAGGGGGUUCACGUAAUGCUGGCAAUGGUCCUCAGCAUCAAGCCACAGGUCUAAGCGGUCUCGACCUUUACUGUAAACAGCAGUCUCUCCGGACCCCUUGACUCCAGGGAAUGGGGUGUGCCGUAGCAUAUAUGAUCCACUUACCCUAUCGCACCUCGCUGUGCUUAUCGAGACAAUCAUGGUAGGCUGCUCUUCAACCAACAGCUGCUUUCUUUCCGGAACUUCUGGCACACGGUCUCCCCUCUCAAACUCCCCAGGCAUGCCUGGUUUCGAUACUUCUCGACAAUGCCCAAAGCGCUCACCAAGGAAGCGGACAUCCCAAACACGCGCCCUCCUGGACCGAUCGUCGUCGCCAGAUGUCUCCACCCCUGAGGCUCGAACACCGCCAACUUCACCGCAGAGAGCUAAAACUGGGGAGUACUGGGAUAGGCGCGUGAUGGAACUUGCAGAACGGGAAGCGGCAAGACAGGCCAAUUCCUCAAGCCCCUGUAGGCAAUCGCCGUACCGUCCUGGUCAACAAACCAACGUGUUGGAGGACAUCAUUUCAAGCUACGGAGGAAUCCCGGAUUCUCCAACCAUUCGCCCAGUGCCGUCACCCAUACCUGAAGAUGUGACCCCUUCGUCAUCGACUUUCGAUUUCGGAUUUCCCCUCGAGCGUGAUAGAGUCGACUCCGCGCAUGACAUUGGAGGAUUUACCCCUGCCUUAGCUCCACCGCCUCGGAUUCUUUCGAAAGAGUCUCCUCCCAUUGCACAUUAUCGGUUGAUCCCAAGAUGUCAAGGCUUGCGGAAGGAGGGCCAAACACUUGCUUCACCGGUACCUAUAAAAGAAUCCUCUAAGAAGCCAGCAAAGUCGUCAAAAAAGUCUCCCGGGAAGAACAAAACACAACCGUCGCCAAAAUCUCGACAAUGCCCACCUCGCCCUCCUAGGCCAGACAAUGCGCCAGUAGAGGAUCUAUCCCCGACGGCCCCGCCUGUCAUCCGCAUUGUGCGCAAGCCCGUCGCUCCCCUAAAACUCAGCGCACCCAUCAGACUCGUCACGGAAGAUGAAGAGGCAAAACCGGCGGAUGAGAAAAAGGAAAAGGAAAAAGCGUUGCUACCGCCAUGCCGCCCCAGCCGCUCUGGAUCCCUUGCCACAGCCGCGCCCCUGACACCCACCAUGCCACCAGAGCCAAUACCAUCCCUUAGCCCUGUGCACAACGCUUCCUAUGCACUGCAGCAGACCGUGUCGGUGUUUGAAGACGAAGACGACGACGAUGAGAAGGCCAAGCUUAUCGACUACGUUAGAUGGACGCUACAUGCAAGCAAGAACUCGUUCUCGGUAGACCGCGAGAAGAAAGACAGAGAGAAGAAAGAUAAGGGAAAGGAAGAAGAGGCGAAGCGCGACCAUAAAAGAGACAGUAAUGAUGAGUCGGAGAGUGGUAAUGACAAGCCUCCAAGGAGGCGGAGGAGAAGCACCAUUCGCCAGGCUAUCACGAGGGUGCUGCGGUGUGGAUCCACCACACCAGAGGAGAAAUAACGGUGGCGUUUCUUUUUGUCUUUCCCUACCCUAUUUGACAAGAGGAACCGGCGCAUGAAGAGACGGUAGACCUGGGGUAAUACUGUCCGACGGCGUCUUUUUCUUCUUUCAGUCCAUCUUCUUCGGUCUGUCAAUUUCUCUCGUCA
Molecule: messenger RNA, 1676 nt
Organism: Aplosporella prunicola CBS 121167
Lineage: Eukaryota; Fungi; Ascomycota; Dothideomycetes; Botryosphaeriales; Aplosporellaceae
Exons: 1
Coding region: 193-1530 (445 amino acids)
Source: RefSeq, a predicted model, not a curated record